Cladocopium goreaui is the source of this 2982-nucleotide messenger RNA. The record is from the annotation of a GenBank genome assembly. NCBI's taxonomy places the organism in Eukaryota, Dinophyceae, Suessiales, Symbiodiniaceae.
AUGGCAACCAGACGUUUGACAGAUAGUUCUGAGGGUCCAGUGCCAAGCUGGGUGCAGGCUCAACCAACUCUACCACGCAGACAUGAAGGUCUCCAAGUGGAUUACACCUUCCUUCGACGCUAUAGGGUACGACAAGUGGAUCACACGUCCUUUCUGUUUGGAUCCAAACGGUGCCUUGCCCUGUUCGGAACACACCAUGGAUUGAUCAUCGGGAUAUCAUCGGGUCAUUCCAGGGCAGCCAUGUCUCGCGCCAUGUCGGUGCUGGAGCCUGACACACUGCGCCCAUCGGAAGAGAAAAUCGAUCCAGCCGAGCGGGUGGAGAAAGCCAAAAAGCUGAAAGAAGAGGGCAAUGCCAAAUUCAAAACCGAGGAUCUUCCAGGUGCUCGCAAGGCCUAUGCAGAGGCUCUGAGACUAACGCAGAAGUUACCUGAAGAUCUGGCCUUGGAAGCUGCGGUGUCUUUGCGCAGACCAGUGCAGCUGAACUUGGCGCUGGUCUGUUUGCGGCUGGAUCCCAGCCAGCCGAUGCGCGCCUUGGAGCUCUGCGAGGAGGUGCUCGAUGCGGAGCCAGAGAAUCCCAAGGCCACUUACCGGAAGGCAAAGGCUCUCUUAGAGCUGGGAGAAGAAAAGGAAGCUGAGUUUGAGUUUGUGCGUGCCUGCAAAUUGAUGCCAAAGGACGCCACAGUGCGGAAAGACUUGGAGGCUUUAAGGAAGGCCAUGCGAAAAGACAAGGCCAAGGAGCAAGAGACUUUUCAAGGCCUUUUUCAGAAGAGCCCCGGCUUUGCUUCAGAGGGCCGUCAGACGCAGCAACGCCUGACGAAACAAGAUGUGGACGACAUCUACUUCCAUGAUGGAAAGGAGAAUCCUUACGAGGGUGCUGAGAGCCCUCAGGACCUUGCCAGCGGAUUCCAAAAGGAAGGGCGUUUGGAAGAUGCUGCGCAAGCCUGGGAGGUAGCCAUGGGACGUAGCGCGCAAGAAGAGGAUUGGCUGUCCCACUUUCAGUAUGCCUUGGAAUAUGGUGUGCUGCUGAUGGAUUUGAACAUCGAUCGUCUCGCACUGCGUUGUUUCAACACAGUUUUUGAACGUCCAGUGGAGGAGUCCUUGGAAGAGAGUGCAAAACCUUUGAGGCAGCAUGCGUUGCUCCUGAAGUCAAUUUGCCUCUUGAAUGAGUCCGCGGAUGCGCAGGCAGAAAUCACCGAAUGCCUGCAGCAUUGGCUGCAGAUGGCACACAAAGGCGAGCACCAGCUUUCCCCAGAAGAACGCCUUCUGCAGUUGCGAGAACAGGGUACUUGGACCGCAGACACCGCCGUUGCAUUGGGCCUUUUGCAGCUCUUGACGGGCCAGGAUUCGGUGCCAGAGACUUUUGCCUCUGCUGUGGUUGCUGAAGACAGCAGCUUCUUCGGUGCUGAGGCACGGCGAAGCACAAGGUGGAACAUGUUGGGUGCGGUACUGAACAAUCGUGGCUUUCAUGAGCAAGCGAUUGAAGUGUGGCGACAUGCUUUGCAGUGCCAACCUCAAUAUCCUCGUGCUUUGGUGAACAUGGCCAUGGCACAGCUGAAAUGCGGUUCCUUCCUGGCUGCCUGUGCCAGUCAGGCGCAGGCGCUGAAGGCCUCACCUGUGUGGGCCACCGAGGAGAUCUGGGUUCAACUGGAGAAGGAGGCGAUGGCACAAACCAAUAUUGAUGACCUGGCGGAAGCUGUACGUGCUCGGCGCAUCGAAAAGGCACUAGCACCGUGCAAACGCUGUGCAGCAAACUUGGAGCCACCCUUAGAGGUGCAACAGCUGAGAAGUGUACACGGCACUGCAGGCGACGUCCAGAAGCUGGAGCUUGCCAUGCCCUGGAGUUUCGCAAAGCCAGAAUACAAGUACUACAGCAAGCUGGGACUGCCUUACAUUUCAAUAUUCACAGUAUUCAAGGUCAUUGCUGCUGCAGUGACCUUGGCGGUGGUGCUCUUCGGUCUCAUCAAAGCAUUAAUCAAAGCAAUCAAAGAGCUUUUGAAGACCAUGAAGAAGGUUAUCAAAGUUGCUGGGAGUUUGAAGAUGCCAGAUCUCAGUGGAGAAUUUCUUCCAGACAUUCCAGGUUUGCCGAAGAUUCCAAAGUUGAAGCUGCCGUCUGUACCUGGCUUGCCAAGUCCUCCAAAGCUUUCUCUAGGAAAGAUGUUCUCCUUGUCUGGUUUAAGCUUCAGCCCAAUCAUGGCACCUUUGGCCAUCCUGGCAGCAAUCGCGCUACUGACAAAGUAUCGCAUUUUCAAAGCCCGGCUUUGGCCGCCCCUUUCAGGUCUACCUGGGCUUCGAAAUGGCCUGUACCGUUUGCCCUAUCGAAGCUUCAAGGGUGUUUUCUCGCAUUUGCCCUACUUUGAUCAGCUUUACAAUGCAGGUGGUCGCUUCAUGGGUAUUGCUGGACUUCCAACAGUAGCCCAAAAUCCAGGUGACCAACCGAUGUCUGCCAGUGUGCCACGUCCAAAGAUCCAAGGUUUUUUGGGAGAUCCGUACUACAAUCUCGUCCUGAGUGACUGGCAAUACACACAUGGAGUGAUAUUGGGGAAGAGCGUGCUGAUUCCAUCCAUCAUCCUCAAUCUGUCCAUGCGCUUUAAGCAGUUCAAAGAAAUGGUUCCUUUGAUGGGACCUCCCAGUGUCAAAGAGAUGUUCGGCAUGGAGAGCUUCAUUCAAAAGAUCAUGAGGUUGCUUGCCAAAGGAGCUGUUGCCGCUGGUGCUGCCUCAGUAGUUUUCUUGGAGACAGAGGCUGUUUGCCCUUGGCCCCAAGACCUUCAAGAGUCCCAACUCGAGGCUGUCUGCAGCUGGCCAGCCAUCGAGGGUGGCUCCUCGGACACCAGCUUUGCAUCAGUGCAAGGACCAUCAGAGUUUUUCAGACAAAGCUUCCAUUCUGAAAGACUACAUCCGGAAGAGGCACAGUGCCCUCUUUGGUUGUUUCCAGCAGUCCCAGGCGAAGCUCGGAAGGUCGUGUCGCUGCAGACUUUCCUCUGA